AUGCUGUCUUCCUUGCACCUGCCAUUUUGUGGCAACGGCCAGGUAUUGGAAGUUGCUGCAACAGGUAUCCAGAUUCGACACUUGGAGGAUGAUUUUGAAGAGACCUUGCCACUGGAUGCGCUCGGUGGGGGGAAGUACUUGCUCGAACCUGUGGAUUCCGACGAGGAAGCCACAGGUGACGUGCAGGAGUUGCUCCGGACAGGGCGACUGCGCGUUGAUGCAACAGGCGCAGGCUUGCAGCUCCGUUGGGUCAAGUUGGGUUAUGCCGUGGACAAGGCCUCGGCUUCACAACGGCAUAGGAAGGGAUACAUUGCUACUCUUGCCUUGUGA
This is a messenger RNA of Symbiodinium necroappetens, 330 nucleotides long. NCBI's taxonomy places the organism in Eukaryota, Dinophyceae, Suessiales, Symbiodiniaceae. The record is from the annotation of a GenBank genome assembly.